AUGAACUCUACCGAUCCUCGAAUUAUUGCCAUUGCGGGCCUACCACCGUCAGACAUCGACCUCGACGCCAACACUGCCGCCUCGGAUAGAGCGGCCAUUAUCACAGUACUUAUCCUAGCUUUACUGGCUGUCUCACUACGAUUUACCGCAAGAACCAUCCAACGAACCAAGAUACAUCGGGAUGACUGGGUUAUUAUUGUGUCGAUGGUGUUGGUCACAGGGACUGCUGGCCUAGCCAUUGCCGGUGGCUUUUAUGGAGCUGGGAAACAUAUUUGGGCAGUUGAGAUGGAGGACCUGGAACAAAUCUACAAAAUCCUGUUCGGUCGAAUAUUUCCUACAGCAGAACCUUUCUUCCAGAUCUCAACAAUGUUCGGCUAUUUUCUGUCCAUCUCAUAUCCAAUUGUCGUUUGGGUUACGAUGGGCAACGUAUGCAGGCCAAUCGAACACUUUUGGACACAGUUCCGUGGUACAGAGGGGACAUGCAUCGACAUUAACAAAUUCUUUCUAGCCCUCGGGAUUGUCAAUAUGGUGAAUGACUUCUAUAUCUUGCUCAUACCUAUUCCGCAAAUAUUCCAGCUACAGAUGUCUAUGAGAAAGAGAUUGGGCAUUACUGGCAUCAUGAUGCUGGGUGGCUUUGUGUGUGCUGCUAGCGUCGUACGCAUCCACUUCUUGAACGAGCUCACCAAAACGGUAGAUUUGACGAGAGCCAUGGGACCUGUGUUUAUUUGGUCUGAUCUCGAGCCGUGCAUUGCCAUUGUGUCGGCAUGCCUCCCGCACCUUGCACCUCUACGACAUGUCAUUCGCGAUAGAAUAUCUUCUACAUUUGGGAGUCAAAGAGAGAGUGGUACUGCUAAUAGCGCCAACAAUCUGGGAGGUAGAGGGCCGAGUUCCAAAGGUCCCAUGUUUACUUACGGUGGAUCAAGGUAUUUUGGUCGUGGAGACAAAUUAAAGCUUGGAGACAAUGACGAUGAGGUUGAGUUGACAGGACUUGGGACAGCUGUGUCCAAAACCUGCAGACAAACGUCAUCAAUGCCCAGCUCUGCGGAAGAUAUUAGGUAG
This is a messenger RNA of Fusarium coffeatum, 1059 nucleotides long. RefSeq lists its product as uncharacterized. The coding region runs from base 1 to 1059 and encodes 352 amino acids. The transcript has 5 exons. NCBI's taxonomy places the organism in Eukaryota, Fungi, Ascomycota, Sordariomycetes, Hypocreales, Nectriaceae. The record is from RefSeq and is a predicted model, not a curated record.